This is a messenger RNA of Corticium candelabrum, 1029 nucleotides long. RefSeq names its product ETS translocation variant 1-like. The record is from RefSeq and is a predicted model, not a curated record. The transcript has 3 exons. NCBI's taxonomy places the organism in Eukaryota, Metazoa, Porifera, Homoscleromorpha, Homosclerophorida, Plakinidae. Gene Ontology annotation, biological process: regulation of transcription by RNA polymerase II; cell differentiation. Gene Ontology annotation, cellular component: nucleus. Gene Ontology annotation, molecular function: sequence-specific DNA binding; DNA-binding transcription factor activity, RNA polymerase II-specific. Bases 124 to 702 code for a protein of 192 amino acids.
ACUGCAGCAGUCAAGAGCAACGUCUCGCUGUCUGACCGAGCCAGUCGCAUAGCACAAGACCAAAGAGUAACAACCAAUUGAGCAACCGGGAGACGUCAGUUAACAAGUCCCAAGAAACGAGACAUGGAAGCCUCUUUGAACACGCAAAAAAUGGCAGCAGAAGUCAAGCAGGAAGGACAAUACCCGGUACCACCAUGCAAUCAGCAACUAUGGCAAUUCCUUUUGGAGCUACUCAACAAUCAGUCCAAAUUUGGCCAUAUCAUUGCCUGGACAGGUAAGGGCACCGAGUUCAAACUCAAAGAUCAUGAAGGAGUCGCUCGAGAAUGGGGCAGCAGACGAAACAGGCCACAGAUGAAUUAUGAGAAACUGAGCCGCGCGAUGCGCUACUACUACAGCAAGAAUAUCAUUAAGAAAGUUCCAGGAAAACGUUUUGUGUACAAAUUUGUCGAACCCCAGGAAAAGGAAAUGCAAGAAGAAAAACUGGCAAUACGACAAGAUGCCAAGCGAAUCACAGUGAUACCCCAGAUGCGACACACUGUACCGAGUCUCGAGACAUCGCCAGCCUCAUCAGCAAGAGCAACACCCAGUCCACCCAACCAACUCUUCACAUUUCCACCAGCAAUGGCACUGCAAGCUGCUCUCGCCAAUCAAGGCUACAUGUACAGCUUCCCACUACAAGCUGCCUUCCUACAGCACUACUAAUACCAUAGACAGCUACAAUGCAGCAAAUAGAAAAAGUACCUAGACUUUAGUCAUAAUAUGUGGAAGGUACCUCGAUCCUGAAAUAGUCUUCCCCUGAAGCUAUUCGAUAGGCUCGUGGUGUAAGAAUUUCCGUCUAAGCACAUAGUAUAAGUAUAGUUAGAGUAUCUGAUGACGUACACGGAUAAUUAGCUAGUAUCCGUAGUUUACUGAUUAAGUUAAUUAAUUAAUUGACUGUUUUCGUUGCAUUUUCUGUAUGGCGGAUGUACAAACACUGAUAAUUAUAACAAAUGGAGUAACUAUACAUUUGAUUCAAUAAAUAUUGGUUGA